Messenger RNA from Rhopilema esculentum, 2724 nucleotides. RefSeq lists its product as uncharacterized. The record is from RefSeq and is a predicted model, not a curated record. NCBI's taxonomy places the organism in Eukaryota, Metazoa, Cnidaria, Scyphozoa, Rhizostomeae, Rhizostomatidae. Gene Ontology annotation, biological process: potassium ion transmembrane transport; action potential. Gene Ontology annotation, molecular function: ligand-gated monoatomic ion channel activity; delayed rectifier potassium channel activity. Gene Ontology annotation, cellular component: voltage-gated potassium channel complex; membrane.
UAUCUUGGAAGGUUGCUUAAGCCUUAGAUCAUAUUAGCGUACGAACAAUAUAAUGCUAUUAGUGUUCGGCACAAAAAUUUUUGAUUAAAUUAUUUAAGCCAGCAAUUUGUCAAUUUUGAAGAAAAACGUUGUUAAAGCAGAGUUAGAUUUGUUCAACUACUGGCUGUUAAGCCUAACAACCUUUUCUGUAAAUAAAUGUAUUGAUAGACCAUUUUUCAUGAGAGUUUGAUUUUAAAGGGUUUGGUAAAAAUGCAUUAUUGUAUUUUUAUUUGCAUCUCUUGAAAUUCAUCUUUAAGAACGCAUCUCUACAAAUUCUAUUUUCAGGUUUUCUGCAACUGUUUGAAGGGGACAAGCCAUUGCUUUGGGUCAUGCAUCUUUGAAUACAAAUGUUUGAACCAAAUUGAAAUUGGAUUCUUUUAUUAUCCGCUUGAAAUAUCAAGCACUGCGACAAGAAGUCGUGCAACAUAAACUGCUUGACAUUGCUGGUCUGUCUGUGUCUUAUCUACUAGAUGUUGAUAAAUAGAAAUGAAUUUUAUCUUCUUAUGGUAAGAGCAAAAUACGUCACUCUUUAAAGCAACCAUUUGGAUAGGGAUUACUACAUUUUUUUAAAUGAAUUGAGCCACCAGUACAUUGAGAUGUCACUGUGCAUUGUCGAGUAAAAUUAUGCAACGUUUGAUAGACCGACAUCGGGUUUUUGUUUUUCUUAUACAGUACAUUUGAUUACCAUUCGAUUGACAGCUACAAAAUAUCCACGGGAACAAGAUCAUCGAAAUAAAGAUGAUAUUGAAUGAUUCAAGCAUCACACUUCCCCCGUCUUUUGAAUUUUUAUUUAAAAUAGGUUUCUAUUCAAACAUGCGCUGUCAUAUUGAACUUUUACUUCACUUGAAACUUCACUUCACUUCAAGUCAAACUCCCGAUCACUAGACACAUUUUCCACAGAGGAAGAUGACUCACACAUUGCUGUUGUCACCUCUACUUUUUGCACCAUUGUUCCAGAUGUCAUUGGUUUCUAGCCUGCAAGUUGAACUAGUAUGGUGGCACAGCCCGCCUUAUAUCUACAAAAACUCUACAGAACACGAUUACAGCAUUUUCACUGCUUUCAAACGUACCUCUGAGCAUGGAUGUCACGUCGGUAGCUUUUCAUAUGGACCAAAGUUCCAGAGCUAUGCAGAGUUUAUUAACCACGUGAAUGAAGUUGACAACAAAACGACCCAAAAAGACAAACUGAGGCUCUUUCUGCCAGCAUACCAAAACUCAAUCACAAAUAAAAAGUAUCUGUUUGGUGAGAUUGGGUUGGUAAAAUCACCUGGGAUGACACUCGUUGCUAAUCGCAUUUUGAAAUCCAGGCUUUAUACACUUGCCGUGAAGGGUUUUGAAAAUGCCAAAGCUUUUCUCGUGAUCAUGGUUUUAUUCAUGAUUGACUUUGGAAUCGUUAUUUGGAUAUGCGAGCGUCAUUUGCACAGAAGGAGUGGAGACUUCAGACCUGGCUUUGUAACUGGAGUUUGGGACGCCGUGUGGUGGGCGGCUGUGACAAUGACAACCGUUGGGUAUGGUGAUAAAACUCCAAAAAGCAAUCUAGGACGUUUCAUUGGGAUGCUGUGGUUGUUUAUGAGCGCUGCUCUUAUGGCAGGAUUUACUGCCCUGAUGACUAGCAGCUUGGAUGCCAACCCUGAGUUCGCCUCCCAACAGGUUGUCGUACUGAAUGACAGUGUCCAAUCUUUCUACGUUAACAACAAAAGAGGAACAAAAAUUGUGGUCAAUUCAUACGAGGAUGCCUUACAAAAAGCAGUUUCUCUAAGGGUUGUUGGUGCACUUCUUGAUACAAAUGUUGUGGCACAUUUCCAAGACGGACUUUUCGAGGGUGGCCUAGGAAUACAGCAGUCGAUUGACGAGGAGCAAAACGUCACCAUUUUGUACCUGCAAAGUGAAUUAAAGCAGAUAACAGGGGCAAAGGCAUACAUCGAAUGCUUAGAUAGGACGCUGCUAAAACAUGCUGAUGCAAUGAGACCUGUCUUAAAGGCGGAGCGCAUUGCUACUAUUUACGAAGUACUCACUGGAGUAGGCAUGUCUUUCAACAUAUUCUUUUACUUCUAUAUAUCAACGGGAGCACUGAUCUUCCUUGGAGUCCUUGUUGAGCUGUGGAGGGUCUACAGAAAGGCUAAUAAAGUGGCAAGUGCAGAAACACGAAGCGCCGUAGUGAAGCCCUGCGUGCAAUCGAAAGAGUCAGAGCAGCUCACACUUGUUCUCGAUGAACUAAAAUCAAUCAAAACUGCUUUGAAAGAUUUGGAGGCUGGAAGUGUGCGACUAAAGACCACUGCAUUCUGAUCUGAUCAGAUUAUCUUAGGGUAAAAUAUAAGGGUUUAUGCUACUAAUAUGUACAAAACAAGACGCAGUUUAAUGUAGACUGGAAAUGCUGAAUGAAGCCUGUACUCAAAUAUAUUCUCAGUGUAUACUGCUUUCUAGGAUGCCCUGGACUGUUCUAUCUAUUUAGUGGUAUUUUCUUCCGUGUAUCGAUUUUUAGCAUUAUUUGAACUGAGGAUCGCGUAUAACGUUUUUACUAUGUUAAUUUUGAAUCUGCAAGAUAUUUCAGUUACCGUGCCGUCAAAAAAUCUUAAAUUAAACACCAAUCAUGAUAGAAAACAUUGUUAUAAAAGGUAGAAGGCAUGUAGAAAGCUAGCCUGAGUUAGUAGGGUCUGGUUGUCCGGUUAUUAGGAAGUAAAAUUA